AUGAAAACCGCAUUCGAGAACAGGCACGCGUACUGGAAAAACAAGAGCAGCAAGCAGCAUGCGUCACUGGAGGACGUGCUGAAGUAUCAAGAUGCCACGGUGGCGCUGAAGCAGCUGCAGGAGAUUCUGGGCGAGUCGAGAGAGACGCUGGACCAGGAUGCGGAGAAGCAGUUCGGCAGUGAGUCGCUCAUAUCGAGUUCCCUCAAGCUUUCUCCGUCAAUCGACGCCUCCAGCAGCGUGUGCGACCUGGAUUUCCUGGAUGAGACUGCGACUUGUGCGUCGGCGCCGUCGUGUCCCUGCAGCCACCAGCACCAGCACAGACAUUCACACAGGUGCCAUGAUGAGCAGGUUUUCCGGCAGCCGUGGUUCAUGGAGGUGUCCAAUAGCUAUCGCACGCAUUCCAGCAUGGACCUGGGCAGUGGUGAGCUGGACUACUCAGUGAAUAAUCGGCCGGCUAUCAGUAGGGCGCUGAGCUUCCAAGAAGAAGUCAGCGUGCUGCGUAACCAUCCGCCUGCUCACACCCACCACUGCCACACCCAAAACACAUUGCAAGCACACUGGCCAGAGUGGCAGGAACCACACACCGACUUUAGCAAACAGCAAAUCAAUAUACCGGACGACUCAGUUUCCGAGAGCUUCAAAUGCUUCGAAUUCGUAUACUUUGAUGACGAGACGGGCGGCGAACCUGUGCACGCUUCAUUUGCGCCGUCACCGCCUGUGCAACCAAUGAAAAUUGACUCACCCAAAAAUGAGUCACCCAAAACGGAGUCACCCAAAACGGAAAACGUUACGACCCCACACUCGAAUUGCAGCGGCAGUGGUAACCAAGACAAUUUGAAAGAUAGAUGCGGUAUCGAUAGAAGAAGCUCAUUUCCAAUUUCCAAGAUGGACCGAAGACCCCCCACGCCUGGCCUGACACUUGUUGAACAAUUGAAAAUGGACGGCGCCCUCAUGGAGUCUAUCGCAAAGAAACACAAGAGGGGCUAUUACAAAUGCACACAUUGCCCCAACACGUUUUCUAACAUAUUCGAGUACGCAGCUCACAUGGAUGAGUAUGAAAUAAAAAGGGCAUACAAGUGUCCGUUCCCGUUGUGUCCAUGGAAGAUCUUGGGACUGCCUAGACGGGCAGAUUUAAGAAGGCAUUGCGCCAUCCAGCAUAAAAACGAGUUACCUCAAGAACUGAAGGAUCAGCUAAACCUAAAUGACGAAGCGUACCCUGCUUUGAAGUGCCCCCAUCAGUAUUGCGAGAAAGUGUUCCAUCGAAGAGACGCGUUCAACCGGCAUAUCGCCAUCGUGCACGAGAAACUCAAUUCGAGAUUCAACAGAAGGCUCUUUCAGACAUUAGCUGAUUGCCCCUACGACAAGGAAAACGACCGACUCAAAUAUGUCAGACUCAAAAUGAAAGGCAAGAAGCAGCAGGCAUUGCUGCAGCAUCCCCAGCACCCACAGCGGCAGCUCGGGAAUCCGCAUGAAUAA
This is a messenger RNA of Zygotorulaspora mrakii, 1476 nucleotides long. It is a transcript of the gene RME1, whose product is annotated as Rme1p. The transcript has a single exon. Bases 1 to 1476 code for a protein of 491 amino acids. Lineage: Eukaryota; Fungi; Ascomycota; Saccharomycetes; Saccharomycetales; Saccharomycetaceae. The record is from RefSeq and is a predicted model, not a curated record.